AUGUCGUCUGUUUACGAAUCCACCAUUACCCCAGGCCACUUUAGGGUCGCAGGAAAAGAAUUCCCGAACAUCAAAUGGUGGAACAGGAAGAACCUCAGGAAUACUUACCUCCUGCUCACUCUCGCCAUCUUGACCUCCGCCACCAACGGAUACGAUGGAUCUAUGGUCAACGGUCUCCUGUCUUUGGACCAGUUCAUUGACUAUAUGCACCACCCCUCUGGUUCCAUUAAAGGUCUCUUUUCUGGAAUCAUGUCCCUAGGUUCAUUCGUUGCCCUGCCUGUCAUUCCUUACAUUGCUGAUGGAAUGGGUCGAAGAUGGGGCAUCUGCAUCGGUUCCAUCAUUAUGAUCUUGGCUGUGGUCCUCCAAAGUGCUUCCGUUAAUUUCCAAAUGUUCGUUGCCGCUCGUUUCUUCCUCGGUUUGGGCGUCGCCAUUGCCCACGGAUCUGCUCCUCUCUUGAUCACCGAGCUGUGCCACCCGCAACACCGCGCCAUCUUCACAACCGUCUAUAACACAACCUGGUAUGUCGGCUCUAUUGUAGCCGCCUGGCUCACAUAUGGCACCAACAACAUCGACAGCCAGUGGUCGUGGCGCAUUCCCUCCAUCGUCCAAGCCGCGCCUUCGAUUCUCCAGAUCACUUGCGUCUGGUUUGUUCCGGAGUCUCCACGUUGGUACAUUUCUAAGGGCCAAAAUGAAAAGGCUCUGUCUGUUCUGGCCCAUGUCCAUGCUGAAGGAGAUGCAAACGAUGAGGUCGUUCAGCUCGAAUACGAGGAGAUCAGGGAGACCAUUGCGAUUGAAAAAGAGGCUGAGCAAACCGGCUGGCUCGAGAUCUUCAAGACCAAGGGCAACCGCCACCGGUUCAUCAUCCUGGUGUCUGCUGGUUUCUUCUCGCAAUGGUCUGGCAACGGUCUCGUCUCUUACUACAUCACCGGCGUUCUCGACACCAUUGGCAUUACAGAUUCCGACAUGCAACUCAAGAUCAACGGAGUUCUCAACAUCUGGAACUGCAUUGUUGCCACAACCAUGUGCUUCUUUGUCGACAAGGUCGGUCGUCGCCCGCUCUUCUUGAUCUCCACCGCCGGCAUGUGCAUGUCGUUCGUCAUCUGGACCAUUCUAUCCGAGCGCUUCGCCGCCACACAGGUCAAGGCCAACGGCAGCGCUGUCGUGUUUAUGAUCUUCCUCUACUACACCUUCUACAACAUUGCCUGGUCUGGCCUUCUCGUCGGCUACACUGUUGAGAUCUUGCCCUACUCCAUCCGUGCCAAGGCCAUGUGCUACAUGUUCGCCUGUGUCGAUCUCGCGCUGUUCUUCAACACCUACAUCAAUCCCAUCGCGCUCGAUUCCAUCGCUUGGAAGUACUACAUUGUUUACUGCGUCUGGCUCGCUUUCGAGCUCGUGGUUGUAUACUUCUUCUACAUUGAGACUAAGAACACCCCGCUUGAGGAGAUUGCUCGUCACUUCGAUGGUGAUGCUGCUUUGGUUGGUGGAAAUGCUGCAACUGAGAAGGGUCGCAUUAUCGAGCAUGAGAUUCAUGAGAAAGAGAAGACUGCCGCUGUUACUGAGGAACGUGUUGGCUCUAUCUAG
Didymosphaeria variabile is the source of this 1581-nucleotide messenger RNA. RefSeq lists its product as uncharacterized. Gene Ontology annotation, cellular component: membrane. NCBI's taxonomy places the organism in Eukaryota, Fungi, Ascomycota, Dothideomycetes, Pleosporales, Didymosphaeriaceae. The record is from RefSeq and is a predicted model, not a curated record. Gene Ontology annotation, molecular function: carbohydrate:proton symporter activity. Bases 1 to 1581 code for a protein of 526 amino acids. The transcript is spliced from 2 exons. Gene Ontology annotation, biological process: transmembrane transport; carbohydrate transport.